UUGCUAAAAGUUCACAAUGAGCUGGGCAAGACAAAGAUCACAACCCUUCCUAAUGGUGCCAAAAUUGCCUCUGAAACAACACCUAGCCCAGUUGCAUCCAUAGGACUGUAUGUUGACUGUGGUUCAAUAUAUGAGACCCCAUUGUCAUUUGGUGCUACUCAUCUUUUAGAAAGAAUGUCAUUCAAAAUCACAAGAAAUAGGAGUCAGUUGCGAAUGGUACGUGAAAUAGAAGCCAUAGGCGAAAGUGCUAAAGCAUCAGCUUCUCGUGAACAGAUGGGUUACACUUACGAUGCUCUGAAAUUGUACACGCCUCAAAUGGUUGAGGUGCUUAUAGAUAGUGUCAGGAAUGCUGUUUUCCUUGAUUGGGGAACACUAUCACAGCUUAAGAAAUUGAAGACAGAGCUAGGAGAGCUCUCUAGCAAUCCUCAGGGUUUGCUUUUAGAGGCUGUUCAUUCAGCAGGAUAUUCUGGUGCCUUGGCAAAUCCUUUAAUUGCUCCAGAUUCUGCAAUAAGCCAUUUAAAUGGGACCAUAUUGGAGGGGUUUGCUUAUGAGAACUAUACUACUCCUAGGAUAGUACUUGCAGCCUCAGGUGUGGAACACGAGGAAUUGGUAUCACUGGCUGAACCACUUUUAUCUGAUCUUCCAAAAGUGCCACGUCCACAAGAGCCAAAAUCUAUCUAUGUUGGAGGAGAGUAUAGAUGUCAAUCUGAUAUGCCGAGCACUCAUAUUGCACUUGCAUUUGAAAUUCCUGGAGGUUGGCAUCAAGAGAAGGAAGCAAUGGCAGCAACCGUUCUUCAGGUGCUUAUGGGAGGUGGUGGAUCAUUCUCUGCUGGUGGACCUGGUAAAGGCAUGCAUUCUCGGUUAUGCCAACUGUUCAAUCUGUUCAAAGCUUACAAAGAUCCUAGGCAAAAUCCAAUUGCUUAAUCCUGUAAUAGAUUGAGAAAGACAAGCUACUUCUUCAGUAUUGUGGUAGUAAUUAC
Zingiber officinale is the source of this 980-nucleotide messenger RNA. RefSeq names its product probable mitochondrial-processing peptidase subunit alpha-2, chloroplastic/mitochondrial. NCBI's taxonomy places the organism in Eukaryota, Viridiplantae, Streptophyta, Magnoliopsida, Zingiberales, Zingiberaceae. Gene Ontology annotation, cellular component: mitochondrion. The transcript is spliced from 7 exons. The annotation marks the transcript as partial. The record is from RefSeq and is a predicted model, not a curated record. Gene Ontology annotation, molecular function: metal ion binding.